UCGUGUUUUCCCUCAGCAUUUGUUGUUAAGUCCCUGAAUGAAACACGCAGAAACAAUUUUGGAAUGAGGAGUAUGAAAGUCAUUUUAUUGAUCAUCAAUUUUUUUAUUUUCUUGCCAUGUGCCAUACUGGCAAACGAAGAGCACGUCACGUUGCUGUUUGUGGGUGAUGUUUCGUUCGCUGGUCCUGUGAAAUACUACGUUGAACACAACUAUCACACGUAUGAGGACUCUUUCAGUGAAGUGGCAGAAUACAUCAAGGAUGCUGAUAUAUCCGUGGCCAAUUUGGAAUGUCCUUUCGUCGACAAAAAGGUUUAUCGUCACAUGUUCAAAGAUAAGAGAAGGCUGACGAUUCUUUAUUCCAGUCCCGAAGCUGCUCCAGCAUUGAGCUAUGCAGGCUUUGAUGCUGUCACAGUUGCCAACAAUCAUUUCAACGACUUCGGCACUGAAGGUGCUAAUUUCACCGUUGAAAUUCUUAAGAAGGAAGGAAUAAGAUUUUUCGGCGUUACUUAUGGGAGAUUUGAUUCAUCUCAGGAACCUUUGAUAAUGGAAAGAAAAGGAAUAAAAAUAGGAUUUCUUGGAUACUGUGACCAUGUACCAGAUUUCCCAAACUGUACUGUGAUGAGAAGGAUGUACAAAUCUGGUCCUGCUAUCUAUCGGGAUGAUAUUGCCACAAGAGAUGUUAGAAAAAUAAAAGAGGCUGGCGUGGAUAUCAUCGUGGUAUACAUGCACUGGGGAAGAGAGGUGCUUUUGAAACCGCUCGAUUACCAACUUCAUAUAACAAAGCACCUUUGGUCUCUUGGAGUCCACAUGAUCAUUGGAUCACAUCCGCACGUGCUGCAACCUCACUGGCUGACCAAGGACAACAAACUUGUGGAAUACAGUCUAGGAAAUUUCUUGUUUCCUCCUUUGCGUCCAAUAGGUGGAAACAACCCGUUAGUUUACGGUGGAAGGGGUUUUAAACCAAAUCCUCGCUUGAUUGAAUCAUAUGAGUAUAUCACUUAUGAAGUAAGAGAUAUGCUGAAAAUGAGCCGGAUGUUGAGAGUGACUGUCUCAAGACAUGGUAUAGUAAAAGCCGAAUAUCACCCCAUGAGACUUGUAUUUAAUCAGAAAGAAAAGCGACUUCAUCCUGAACCUGAGAAGCACACAAAAUGGUCUACUGUUUGUGGAGAUGACGACAAGGAAUGCCAGAACUUAAAAAGACUGGAAACUGGAACUGGAACUGCAUAACUCUUAAUUAGAAGAAAAUAAUGAUAUAAAUAGCGUUUUUACGACUCUGAAAGUAAGAAGAGUGUUAUGUAGACCUCUGCGUCAAGCCGAAUAAAUUUUACAGCUCCCUUGGUCACCAACUUGUACCUGUGGAAAAACGUUAAUUUUUUAAAGUUUUUAUCAACCAUGCAUAAUAUCUAUGGCUCCUAAAAAUCUAGAUUCUCCCGUAGAGAUCGCUUCAUGCCUUCGGCGCUCGAUUCCAGUGUUUGAGAGAGCGUUCUGCACGUGAAUGUUCCCGCCGUCUCACUUCGGUCCCUAUUCAAAAGAAAGGAGAA
This is a messenger RNA of Pocillopora verrucosa, 1541 nucleotides long. The record is from RefSeq and is a predicted model, not a curated record. Lineage: Eukaryota; Metazoa; Cnidaria; Anthozoa; Scleractinia; Pocilloporidae.